ACCUUGAAGUUUGGUAGGUAGUGAGCACGCUGAAGCAGAAGAUGGGAGGAAGAUACUCAAGCCCACUAGGUAGGAAGCAGCGCAGGUAUCUGAGAGGUUGCACAGCUGCCAUGAUGAAGAACUUUUUACCCUAUUACGAGAGGCAGCUUGCAACCGCCUUUCUGCGACAGGUCUCAGGGGAACUGGACCUGCAAGGCAAACUUGCCCUGCAGCUACUACAGAGCAAGACCCAGAGAGCACCUCGUGCUACUUUAUGUGAUGGAUUGCUCUCUCAGUAUGAUGAAGAUUCCCAAAGGUGGAAAGAGAAUUACUUUGUUAUUCUUGGAGAUUUAACCCUGGAAUGGUUUGAAAGCAAAGAGGCCCUGGGGAAAGGCUGUGAGCCUAGAGGCUCAACUGCUUUGUCUGGCUACCUGUUGUUGACUUCGCAAAGUGAAUACACCAAACUGGUCAGCAGUCUGUGCCAAGGGUUUGCAGGUGGCUCUUCCCAGCAGGGCUGUAAUGCCUUAGCUGAUCCUCCAGGAGAGUUUUUGUUUUUCCUCUACCAUCCAUUCCGGAGGCACUUUUGUUUUUGCACAAACUCUGCAGAAUCCCAGAGGAUCUGGAAAUCUGCUCUUCAAGAUGGGAUUCGGUAUCACAGUACAGAAUUACAGAGGAGAGAUUCUUUUGAAGCUGAGGCCUUUCUGGAGGCUGUACGAUUUUACAGACAAGAGAGAGGUAGCUACAGGGCAGGGGAUCUCCUCCUGGGAGUGGAAGCUGAGAUUCUUGGUAAUGUGCUAAUGGAAGAUUUGCUGCCAGUGCUGCGGUCUCAAGUGCUCCCAAAUAUCAGAGGGUCAGAAACUCGGAGAAAGCAGCUGUGGCUCCAGUUUCUGCAGGAGGCUUACACACUGAUCCUCAGUCAAGUCUCCAGUGAAUUCAAAGUUUUUCAGAGGGACCAAGAAAAACUACAAAUUCAGUUGGAGAAGAAAAUUCGCCCAGACCUGGAUCAGAUGCUGACUUUAAAGGAUCAGAUAGCCAGAAAACUCCAAGCCAUGGUGCAAAGCGCGGCAGAAUCAUGCUGUUGCCAGAGAGUGGAGCCUGACCUGGACUUUGUGAUGGAGGAACUCAUGCGUCCGAUCAGCUCAGGAGCAGAGAUGGUACGCUCGCUCUUUGCUGAGAGAGUUGAUGAGAUGGUCCGAACUGUACGGAACUCUCCUAUCGCAGUCUUACAAAAAGAGCUUCUAACACUUGGGAGAACAUCUUGGAUGCCUGAAAUCAUGCAACCGUGUUAUGAGAAGGCUGACGUUUAUAAAGAAAGCCUGCAGAGACUUGAGAGGUUUGGCUUUCACAGCAUGACAAGCUUGGUCCUCGGAGCUCAGAACCUCAUGCAGCAACUAAUGCAGAAUUCCAUCUAUACCUUCCAGCAGCUUUCGGAGCAACGCCUCAGCCAGGCAACUAACUGUAACCAAGUUGUCCAAAUACUGGAAAACGUCAAAGAUCGUGUGCUAAAGAAAUUUGACUAUGACAGCAGUUCCACCCGGAAGCAGUUUGCUCAGGAGUGGCUGGUUCAAAUUUUUCUUCCUUUUCUGCUGAAGCAUUUGGAGUCCAGGUGUAAACUGGAGCUGCCAAAAUAUGAAAGUUACGUGUUUGCUGAUUGCAGUGGCAUCAUAAGCGUGGAAAAUAUUUAUGAAGAAAUGGUUCUGUCUGUAUUGCUGAAAGCCAUUAGCAAAGCCCUGAAAGAGGCCUCAGGUCGUAACAAGCACAGUCUUUACCGUGACAGUUUCUUCUGCGUUCUGGAAAGCGUGGACAACCCGCUCCCUGAAGCGACAGCCCACGCGCUCUCUGAAAUAAGAAUGGGAGCACUGAGUAGCAGUAGUGCAUUGGACACUGUAAACCCUCCCACCUGCCAAGUCAAUAAAUCAGCCUCGGGUGAGAAAAUAUGGUAAGGUACAGGCGCAGCUGAGGUUGCAAGUCCCUCCAGAUAGGAAGAGGACCUAUGUCGGUAUGGAGGAGCAGAAGUACAUUUAAGGUAUGGCCUAAACACAGAAACUGAAGGCGGCAGAAGAGAACAUCCGUGUCGCAGGACUGCGGGGCCAAAACAAGCACGACGCGUGAAGCAUGCCCUUGCUACGGAUGCAAAGCUCCUGCGAUCUGGACAC
Molecule: messenger RNA, 2135 nt
Organism: Struthio camelus australis
Lineage: Eukaryota; Metazoa; Chordata; Aves; Struthioniformes; Struthionidae
Gene: NIBAN3
Product: niban apoptosis regulator 3
Source: RefSeq, a predicted model, not a curated record